AUAAAGGGGAUGCAGAUGGAACAGAGCCUGCGAAGACUGUUCAGAAAGCUAGCACAGAGGAGCCUUCGCGAGCGAGACGAGCUGCUGCUGCAAAAGCAGCGAAGACAAUGAGCGAAACGCAGCAAGCUGCUGCAAGUCAGGACGACGGAGACGGUUCUUCGGACCGGACUUCUGGAGAUGAGUCCGCGAGCGAGGGCGAGGGCGAAGAAGGCGACACUGAAACCAGUGCUAGUCUCGAUGAAGAAGAGGAAAGCUCAGAAGAGGACAGCGAGGACGACUUCACGCCCUCGACGGGAAAGAGGCGCAAAGCGGGAGGGAGCAGCUCUGGUGGCAAGGAGUCCAGGAGCACGCGAGUGCGGAGGAAACGACCUGACUGGUCGCGAACAGAGGAGGUGACUCUGGUAUCUGCACACGCUACAUAUGGGAACCAAUGGGCCGCCAUCGCUGCUCGGCUGCCUGGCCGGUCGGCAAACGAAGUGAAGAAUAUUUGGCACAGCACACUGCGCUCCAAGUCGCUGCGCGGGCGGGCGCUGCUGCACGCCUACGCCAAGGCAGUGGAGGCCACCGUCAUGGACCCCACCGCGCGGCGGGCGGCGCUGGACGCCGCCCUGAAAGAGUACGGCGGCGGCGGCGCGGCGGCGGCGGCCGCAGCGGCCAUGGCGGCCAUGGCGGAGGCGGCCAAGACCGCGGCGGCACCCGGGGGCGGCCGCGGCCUGCUGAACUUGGGAGCGGACCUGCGGUCGCGCAGCGCAGGCGUGGGAGAGGGCGGCACCACGCCUGUGCUGAGCAUCAAGGGCGAGGCCGAUGGAUCCGGCCGGCCACAGCAGGGCGGUGGGGCGCUGCGGCAGCAGAGCGCGGCGCAGCAGCGCACGGGGAGUCAUGGCACAGCGGGCGCUGCUGGCGGGCCUGCCGACGGUGGUGCGCGAUCGCAGGGCGCCGGUGGACAGCCGCAUGGCGGUGGCGGCGGGAGUGCAAGCCCCCAUACUAAUAAGACACAUGUAGCCAAGCGCCCAGCAGCCGCUGGUGGCCAGGACGGCGGCGGGUCCGCUGCCGCUGGCGGCGGUGGCGCGGCCGCAGUGGCGGGCGCCGCCAAGCGACAGCGGCGGCGGCCCCAGGACGCACCUUCGCCGGGAGGUGCUGCGGCAGCGGCGCCGCCAAAGGGCGUGAGCACGAAAGACGCCGUCUCAGGCGCCGGCGGCGGAGGUGGAGGCGGUACGCCGAGCGCAAGUGCCGCCGCCACUGGCGAGCGGAUCCACCGCGCCUCCUCCUUCCAGCAGCCGCCGCCACCAAACGACGGCGCUCUUGCAGACGGCGGCACGGCUGCGACGGCGGGGCCCGGCCUGGUGUACCUGCUGCACAGCGGGCAGCAGCAGGGGCAGCAGCAGCAGGGGCAGCGAGUGAUCUACGUUCGGCAGCCGCCGCAUGCUCUGCCGCACCGCAUUGGAACAGGUGCCGCGCCGGCACAGGGGGCUGGCGGCGGCGGUGACGAGACGAUAAGGCCGGAAGGAGCUCCGGCUGCGGCCCGGCCACUGCACUGGAGCGGACACGUGCACGGUCAGGGCGGCAGUGGCGGCAGCGGGGCCAGCGUCAACGCGGCAGCGGGCACGGGGCCCGUCUCCAACUCACCCUCGCCGCCUGCGCCACCGCUCGGCGGCACCGCCGAUGGAUCAAGACUGCUCCAGCAUGCGGGCGGCACCGCCGCAAGCAUGAUGAGCGCAGCGGGCACUCUGGCGGGCGUCCUGGGCGGCGGCACGGUCCCGCCUUCUGCAGCCACGGUGGCUGCCGCGGUGGCUGCGGCACAGCACCAGCACCACCCACACCACCCGCACCAACACCAGCACCACCAGCACCGGCACCAGCAGGCGCACUCGCACGCUCAGCAGCAGCAGCAGCAGCACCAGCAGCAGCAGCGGUUGCUGCUGGAGGAGCACAGCAAGGACUACGCAUGGGCGCAAGAGCAGAUCCGCCGUCGGCAGGCGCUGCAGGAGAUGGAGGAGCAGCUGGAAUUGCUGCAGCAGCGGCAGGCAGCACUGAGCUCCGAACGGUCGGGGGCCGGAGGAGGAGGGGGCGCGCCGCCGCCGCGCCCGCCCCGCCCGCAGGCUCAUCACCCGCCGCCGCCGCGGCCGUCGGACCUGCUGCUGCUGCCCCCCGCGCAGGGCUCUAACCGCAGUGUUGCAGCGGCGGUCACACGUGGUGGGGGAGGUGGCAUCGGCGCCGCCGACAACCCUGCCUGGCCACUGCUAGCGCUCCCUGCGCCGCCGCCGCCGCCGCAGCAGCAGCAGCAGCAGCAUUACCGGCACCACCAGCCGGCGCAGCUGAUGCAGCAGGAGCCGCGCUUUUCGCAGCUGCUUCAGCGCCUUGGCCAGCAGCAGCACCAGCACCAGCAGGCUCCGCCGCAACAGCAACAGCAGCAGCUGCCCAACCUGUUCAACCGUGAGCGGCGUGAGGCGCUGCCGCUGACGGACGUGGCAUCUGUGAUGGGACUGGGCGCCCUGGCCUCGGACUCGGAGCUGGCCUGGUGCCUGUCAGGUCUCAUGGGGGAGGCCGCCGGCACCGGCAGGAGCCAAGGGCUGCUGGGCGGGCUUGGCGGCGGCCUGAGGGGCCUGGGCGGCCUUGACGGUUUCGGUGGUGCCGGUGGCGGCGGUGGGGCAGGCGGCGGCUUCGGCAGCUAUGGAGGGAGCGGAGACAUGUAGGCGUCAUGACGCUGAUCAGCCCAACGUGUGGAGCCUGUGGCGGCGGCCGGCAGCCAGCAGCAGCUUGACGGUGCCGCCAUUGCUGCUGACCGCAACGCAGCACCGCGGGUUGCAGGUGGUGCGGCUGCGUGUCACCUGCAUGGGCUAGCUACGGUACGGCGGUGGCCUCCCGUCUACCGGGCUUGGCGCACACAUGAUGGCCCUUCGUUCCCGCAUUGAUAGAUCUCAACGCCCCGUACAGUGUGUGGCGGCUCACUGGACUUCAUCCUUGCGGGCACAGAUUUAGUACAGUACCUAUCCAUGCGCCCAUGAACGGCUCAAACCAAAUCUUGGGGCCGUUCGUGAACAGCGAAGGCUCCUAACGCACGUCGGUGGCUGCCGCUCAUGGGAUUGGGGCAGUGCGGGAAUGCUAAACAUAGGACUGCUGGAUGGAGUGCCAAUGGUUUGGGUGGGAACACCCGCUGUGUUUUUUUAUGCGCAGCGCCCAGCGUAAGUGGGCAGCUGGGGUAACCCCGAGUGUUUGCUGCUGAAUGCAAUUUACGGAGUAUGUGCGUAUACCUGAUACGUGUGGCAGUUUGAAUGUUUCUACUGACGGGACGAGAGUCAACUGCGCUUGCUUGGUGGAUUGGGGCAGGGUUGCAAGACCUGCUUUCUAUCCACCUUUCUAUAAGGAGCCGAGGCCAUUUUCUCUGGACCACUUUGACACUCGUCCUGGCCGAAAUGCAGGGCCCCUGGACAACUUGAACUGCGCUAGGAAUGGAAGUAAUACUCGACUAAAUGUCCAUGCGACACCGAUGAUGAACGGUCUGGUACUUCUAACCUAAAAAGUAAUUGACGUCCACAACGCACAUGGCGAGUUGUGCAUGUUGGAGUAGGCCGCGCGUGCGUGGGGGCGGUCAAGGCGGUCGGUGGAUGGCAAGGCGGCACGACAGAUUCGGUUCAGCGAUGGGUGCGGGGCCCGGGCUUACAGGGCAGAGGCGUGUUUCUGUGUCCGUUUGUAAGCCCGAGGGAAAGAAGACGCUGAACGAUUGUAUGUAAUGCGGCGAGCUGUGUUGAGCGUGGAGGCGCUUUACUUUGGUCACUACACACGAUUUACCCAUGAAAGCCCGAGGGUCGCUGGCAGGCUCGCGGUGAAGAAGUAAGAAGAGCGAGCGGUAGUAGCGACUUGAGCUCAUUGGAAGCUGUUUAUCCGUGGAGUGUGGGGCCGUCACACCCCGUGCGCUAGUCUUAUUAGUUGUCCUUUCCCAUGCUGUCGACACUAUUGUGGUGCCGCGAUUGCACAAGAUUCUCGACGGAUAUUACCGACGUGCGUGUGCAGGGCUGGUCGUUCUUUCCUUGCGCUAAUGUCGUGUGCCCCGGUUGCCGAGCAAGUGGUGCAUUCGGGCGGCCUGUAGGCGGGGUACAUUCUGCUGCCGCGAUCGUAUCUCGGACGGUAUGUAUGUGUCGCGGUCAUGCCCUGCGGUCAAGGAGAUCUUGUCACGACAUUAGCAGGGAUCUGGUUCAUCCCAAAGUUGCCUUCUCAUGCCCGCUCUAGCCAUGCACAAUUUGCAAUGUACGAUUCGCGGCGAGGGGCCAGGCCUGGCACCGUGGACAAAGUUAGUACGUGCCCGGUGACUGUGCGUACAUUUGUGUUCGUAUGUGUGUGUAUGUGUGUGUGCGCGUGUGCGUGCGCGUGUGCGUGUGUGUGUAUGUGUGUGUGCUAUGUGUGUGGAUGUGUGUGUAUGUGUGUGUGCGCGUGUGCGUGCGUGUGCGCGCGCGCGUAUGUGUGUGUGUGUGUGUGUGUAUGUGUGUGUAUGUGCGCGUGUGCGUGUGUGUGUGUGUGUGUGUGUGUGUGUGUGCGCGCGCACACUGGAUCUUUGUGUCCUUUUCCAAGACUAGUCGGAUUAUCACUCUGCACGGUCGUUAUUCACGCCAUUUCCUUUUUCAUUGCCCUCGUAUGGAAACCAUGGGGGCUUUGAUGUGGCUGUUCUUUCUCUCUCCUAGAAUGAUGCUGGCGUUUCUGAGGAUGCACCGUGCUUGACCAGCGCGGUUUGUACGUCUCGUUAGUCAAUGUCAAUACAGUCAUGUAGUAACGCAAGAAGUUGCGCGGUGCUCCCGUGUGUAGCACGCACACAAACGUACCGAAUCAGCCGCAAGUAAGCGAGGCAGCAGGUGGCCGUGCAUGGAGCAGCGAGGCCCCACAGACCCUUCUCCUAACCCACAAAGCCACAACGGGGCUCCAUAAUGCGUGGCGUGAGGUUACUGAUACGGCAUUGCGGCUUCAGAGGGGGACUUCCUUGUCUGGUACGGCAGGAUGGAAUGCGCGGCUGCCCAGGAGACCACCCGGAGUCGGCUUGACGUCAGCGGUGUGGUCGUCUGGUAUGUAUGCGGACAUGGAAGUCAAGCGUACGCAUCGCGGAGUGUUGGCGGCUGCAGCAGUGGUGGUAGGCGAGGGAUGUCCAGGACUGAUGAUGAUGCCCCGGACGACUGUGGGGCCCUAAGGUGCGCGGUUGCACUGGGCGCUGCGCCAAGCGAUUGCACCAUAUGUGAACGCAGUGCUUAGGGAAGGGGUGCUGGGCUGUCGGUGUCUACGUGCGGUGCCUCUGUGUUUAUGAAGGAGGGCAACACGUGUUUGUGGAUGCGUAAAUGCGGUGCUGCUAUACGACGGCACCGCGGAGGCCGGUAGGUGCAUUGAGCCAUGCGAGCGCGGCAUUGCAGCACGUGGAUGGGCUGGAAAUUUGGCGUGGGCUGCGUGCGGAUGAUAUGCGGUGACUCGUGCAUGCAAACGGCACCGCUUGGGCGUAUGAUCAUGUGUGUGCUGAGCCGCGUGGCAGCUCGACAAUCCUGCAUGUGACGCACUCGAGCCCAAAAAGCGGCGAUUUGUUGCAUGCACGUUGGUUCGGAAUGGGUCCUUGGUGGGUUCUGCCAGGUUCUGCCCUCGACGGGAUCCAUCCGGGCCAAAUGUAACUGAACUGAUGCCAGCAUGUGGAGGAUGGCGGAGGACGGACAGGGGAC
Messenger RNA from Chlamydomonas reinhardtii, 5687 nucleotides. RefSeq lists its product as uncharacterized. Gene Ontology annotation, molecular function: RNA polymerase II cis-regulatory region sequence-specific DNA binding; DNA-binding transcription factor activity, RNA polymerase II-specific. The transcript is spliced from 5 exons. The coding region runs from base 108 to 2693 and encodes 861 amino acids. The record is from RefSeq and is a predicted model, not a curated record. Gene Ontology annotation, cellular component: nucleus. Gene Ontology annotation, biological process: regulation of DNA-templated transcription. NCBI's taxonomy places the organism in Eukaryota, Viridiplantae, Chlorophyta, Chlorophyceae, Chlamydomonadales, Chlamydomonadaceae.